Molecule: messenger RNA, 1998 nt
Organism: Anolis carolinensis (green anole)
Lineage: Eukaryota; Metazoa; Chordata; Lepidosauria; Squamata; Anolidae
Gene: cpvl
Product: carboxypeptidase vitellogenic like
Exons: 14
Coding region: 16-1782 (588 amino acids)
Biological process (GO): proteolysis
Molecular function (GO): serine-type carboxypeptidase activity
Source: RefSeq, a predicted model, not a curated record
AGCAGACAUUGCUUGAUGGACAGGAAGCAAUCCUUUUUCCCGACAGGACAGGAGGAGGAGGAGGAAAAGAAGCCGGAGGAGGAGAAAAAGAGGCGGAGGAGGAGGGCCGUCUUUGCUUUUAUCCCCGCCUUUCCUUCCAAGCGGCGGAAUUGCCAUUGGUGGAGCCUGGCUGUUUUAUCUGCCGACGCCUGGGAGAAAACCUGUUUAAAUAGGCUGGGACUACUUUGCAAUUUAGAUCCAAAGGCUGCAGAGCGAAGAGACUGCCACACUCUUUGCUAUCUUUCUUCAGGCAGGUGCCUGAAUGAAAAGAUGUGCAGGAUAUCAACAGUUUUGCUGGCAUUGCUGAGCCUGAGCUUGAUGCUAGAACUAGGCAGCGCCCAUCAGCGAUGGAGUUUGCUCCGAAUCAUUUUCAAAACAAUAAAGUAUGGCGAGUCAUCAGGAGGAGACCCCGGACAACCUCUGUUUCUGACUCCUUACAUUGAAAGUGGCAGAACUGAGGAAGGAAGGCAGUUAAGUUUGGUGGGCUCUUUGCCAGGAGCUAAUGUGAAGAGCUAUUCAGGCUACCUGACUGUCAACAAGACUCACAAUAGCAACCUUUUCUUCUGGUUUUUCCCUGCUCAGGUACAGCCAGAGAAUGCCCCAGUUCUGCUUUGGCUGCAAGGCGGACCUGGAGGAACAUCUAUGUUUGGCCUCUUUGUUGAGCAUGGGCCGUAUCUCGUCCACAAGAAUCUCACAUUGUCUGAACGAAAAUUUCCGUGGACAUCUAAGUUUUCCAUGCUCUACAUUGACAACCCGGUUGGAACUGGCUUCAGUUUUACAAAUGACGAUAGAGGAUAUGCAGAAAACCAAGAUGAUGUUGGAAGAGAUUUAUAUAGUGCCCUUGUCCAGUUUUUCCAGCUCUUUCCUGAUUAUCAGAAAAAUGACUUCUAUGCAACAGGAGAAUCUUAUGCAGGAAAGUAUGUGCCUGCCAUCGGUUACUAUAUUCAUACUCAUAACCCUACAGCGAAGAUUAAGAUUAACUUCAAGGGUAUUGCCAUUGGAGAUGGUCUCUGUGACCCUGAAUUGAUGUUGGGUGGCUAUCCACAGUUCUUGUAUCAAAUUGGCUUGGUGGAUGAGACGCAGAGGGAUUAUAUUGAGAAUCAGACAGAGCUGGGAGUAAUCUAUAUCAAGCAGAAGAAAUGGCGUGAAGCCUUUGAAGUAUUUGAUUUUCUGUUGAAUGGUGAUCAGACAGAAAGUCCUCCCUACGUUCAGAAUGUUACCGGAUGUAGCAACUACUUCAACUUUCUGCAAUGCCAGGAGCCUGAAGAUCAGGAAUAUUUUGGAGCGUUCUUGGCAUUGGCAGAAGUAAGGAAAGCUAUUCAUGUUGGAAACCUUACCUUCCAUGAUGGCUCUGAAGUUGAAAAGCAUUUGCUUGAGGAUGUGAUGAAGACAAUAAAGCCUUGGUUGGCUGUCCUAAUGGAUAACUACAGGGUUCUCUUGUACAGUGGACAACUUGAUAUCAUUGUGGCAGCCCCACUGACAGAACGAUUCCUUCCUACUGUGCCAUGGGCCAGAGCAAAAGAAUACAAGAAUGCAGAGAGAUUUGUAUGGAAAAUCUGUUCUAAAGAUCAAGAUGUAGCUGGCUAUGUACGGCAAACAGGUGAAUUCUAUCAGGUCAUUGUUCGAGGUGGAGGGCACAUCUUGCCAUAUGACCAACCAGAAAGAACAUUGGAUAUGAUGAAUAGAUUUAUCUCAGGAAAAGGAUGGAAAUCAAAUGAAAACCUUGCCGAAAACUCAGCUUGAGCACAGCAGACUUCAAAAUUUGUAACAGACCUCACUGACUUAUAGAGAAACUUUGACCAAAAGGUCAAAUCAGUAGCACUGGAGAAUAAAGUAAUAUAAUGUAGUUUAUGUUCUUGCUGCAAAUGUUAAUAAGGUAUACUUUUGGGGGGUGGAGGGUGGGGAGUGGAUCAAACCUUGCUUCAGUUUCAUAAAUAAUAAAAAAAUUACUUCAGUCUA